Molecule: messenger RNA, 429 nt
Organism: Puma concolor (puma)
Lineage: Eukaryota; Metazoa; Chordata; Mammalia; Carnivora; Felidae
Source: RefSeq, a predicted model, not a curated record
AUGAAGGCCAGAGCCCGGGAGGGCUGGCUCGUAGCUGGCACAGUGGGCUGCCUGGGGCCUGAGAUUUCCUCGUUCUCUGAGAUCCCUGUCACUAGCUGCUUGGAGUUCCUCUGGGACCGGCCUACUGUCCUAGUGCUGGGUAAUGAGGGCUCUGGUCUGUCCAAGGAGGUACAGGCCUCCUGCCAGCUUCUCCUUACAAUCCUGCCUGGCCGGCAGCUGCCCUCUGGACUUGACUCCUUGAAUGUCUCCGUGGCUGCAGGAAUUCUUCUUCACUCCAUUUGCAGCCAGAGGAAGGGUUUCUCUGCAGAGAAGAGAGAGCAACUUCUCUAAGACCCGCAAGGAACCUCAGCCACAUCAGCAGGGCCCAGAGUGGCUCAGCACCCAGGACUGUCCUCAGAACCAGAACAAGAGAGGCAUAAUGGGGGCUGA